Messenger RNA from Pseudonaja textilis, 1768 nucleotides. RefSeq names its product osteoclastogenesis associated transmembrane protein 1 (gene OSTM1). Gene Ontology annotation, cellular component: cytosol. The record is from RefSeq and is a predicted model, not a curated record. NCBI's taxonomy places the organism in Eukaryota, Metazoa, Chordata, Lepidosauria, Squamata, Elapidae.
CUUCGGCCGCACGUGAUCGUGUUCCUCAGUGGCAGCCGCGGAACUAGGAAGCGUCUUCGCCGUCUUCCUCGCCAGCGGUAGCAGCUAUGGGCUCGGCCACUCUUCUGCUGUUGCUGCUGCCCGGCGUCUUGCCGAGCCUAUGCGCCGGGGAGAACCUUCUGCCCGGCCGACAUUUGUCACUGCAAAGUGGCUUGGAAGAAAUAGUUGUGGGAGGCCGACACCGCUCUUGGCCCUUGGCCCUGGAGGACCUGUCUUCGCUCGCAUCGGGGUUCUUAGGGGUCCCGCAGGAGCCGCAGCUGGAUCCAGAGUGCAAGGAGCUCUUGACUGCCUUCGCCAAUAGCAGCCUGAGAUUGGCUGGCUGCUUAAUCCAGAGCUCCCGGCCUGUGACGCUCUGCCAGAACUGCUAUCACCAAUUCGGGGAAGUCGUGCAGCAGUUCGAGAACAUCGAGAAUACUACUAAGACUAACAGAUGUGCCCAAAGUCUCUUGAUGUCAGACAGGCUACAGAUGGUUGCACUUGUGAACAAUUUUUUUAAUGACACAUGGAUAAAAGCUAACUGUGCAAAUUGUUUAAAUAAGAACAACGAAGGCUUAUCAGCUGGUACAGUGACGUUUCUGGCUUUAUACAAUGAAUCAAUGGCAUGCUUUAAACAGAACCUCCAGGAAGAUAACCUGCUACCAAGUAACUACUCAGUGGUCUGCAAGAACUGCAAUGCUACGUAUAAAAACUUGAGUUCCCAUUACAGUGAGAUGCAGAAGAAUGGGCAGCAUGAGGAAUCUGGAGAACAGUUUCAUUUGUGCAUUGAUAUAGAAGAUGCAAUGAACAUCACACAAAGGCUGUGGAGCACAAAGUUUAAUUGUUCUGUCCCCUGCACAGAUACAGUGCCAGUGAUUGCAGUUUCUUUGUUCAUUUUCUUUCUGCCACUUGUUUUCUACUUGAGUACCUUUCUUCACUCAAAGCAGAAAAAACGUGUCCUGAUUCUGGGUAAGCGAAUCCACUCAAAUGCCAGCUUUGCUAACAUCCAAGAUAAAUCCAACUGAGUUUGGGGAUGCAAUGGGAUGUUUAUUUGAUUGCUCCAAAGACAAUUAUAAUUUAACUUUACAUUAUGCUGUAAUAAAAGACUGUGUCUCAGAUAGGUGUAUACUCUAUUGUGCAAUAGUUCUCAGGGGGAUGACAUGACCUCCAGAGAUGAAAAAGAAACUAUAUUCCCUCCUUCAAUCCUUGGACUUUUGUCUUACUUCCUGAUUGCUAAGUUUUUAUACUUUAUAUAAUGGAUCUAUAACAUUGACUUCCAUAAAUGAUGAGUUUACACAAACAUUCCUUUCUAAUUCUUACCUGAAUGCUGAUUUAUUUAAAAGUUAUCAUUAUUGAAAAAUGAAAAAGAUGAAUUCAAUGGUUUAAUAUUUAUCAGUCUACAUUACUACUAAAAAUGUUGUUUGGCUCAUAGAAAUAACCUUUGAAUUUUAUAUACUGUGUUGCUGGCAACAAAAGCGAUUAUUAGUAUUAUAAUAAUUACAGAAUUUGAUUUCAGGAAAAAUGUCAUAUCUUGAUAUUUCAAGUGUGGUAUACUUGAAUAAGCUCUUUUCUCUAUUGGCUGAUUAAAAGUAAGAUUAAACGAAUGGAAACUGUUACUUAUUCUGUACCCCCAAAAUUAUUUUUUAUGACGUGGCUUUGUAUGUAAGGGUACAUAAGUAUAUUUAUUAGAAUUUACAAACAGUAUUUUAUUGCAUUUGUAUGUACUGCCUUGGAAAAGGUACCCAAACUAAAA